AUGAGUAAGGUGUACAUUCUGAGGCUGGACCUGGGAAAUGGAACGAAGAUUAAAGACGUGCAAGUAUGGGAUUUGAAUGCAGAUAAACAACAGAAGGAGCAAACCUUCGAUUGUAAGAUUUUGGGCUCAGUCGACAUGAAGCGACUCCCGCUGUGGGUGGAACUUCCAAAUGAGUACGUUUGCUACAGUGCAAGCUCUACCACAACGUCUUAUUUCAGAUCGAAACUGUUGCAGAAGCAGUAUCCCGAUAGAGGAUUGGUAGCGGAAGUUCUCGGCGAAUCAGCGACAUCAGAGUACAUGCUAUUUUACUCUGAAAUAAUUGACGUUGCACGCCCACAAAUUAAAACAUCCAAGAUUGAUAUAUCUAUCAAGAGAAAGCUGGAUAAUCAGCUGCUUCAAGAAGAAACUCCUAGAGCUCAAUCUGCAAUCUUAUCAAAGGAUCAAAGCAUCGAUGCGAUCGUCGCUAAAAAACUACUGAGGCGUACUCAAAGUACAUCACGAAUCUCUAAACACGUACAAAUGACAGAUUAUAAACGCAAAUUCGUGUCCACCCUAUCAAAUUGUAUUUUAAGUGGUCUACGUUUGAGAGGAAUUCCUGAGAGACAGGCCGACUUUCAACAACUUUACAAAAUGACUUACAGCACAGCAGAAUUUGCAUUCCGAGAUGAGCUUAAAGAGGCAAAAAGUCCUAUUUACUUUGAGCAGGUCCAAGAGGCUGUGGAGCUCAUAUUAAAGCUCUUCACCAAGUCGUAA
Molecule: messenger RNA, 753 nt
Organism: Lachancea fermentati
Lineage: Eukaryota; Fungi; Ascomycota; Saccharomycetes; Saccharomycetales; Saccharomycetaceae
Source: the annotation of a GenBank genome assembly